Molecule: messenger RNA, 1053 nt
Organism: Lepidothrix coronata (blue-crowned manakin)
Lineage: Eukaryota; Metazoa; Chordata; Aves; Passeriformes; Pipridae
Product: C-factor-like
Exons: 7
Coding region: 181-963 (260 amino acids)
Source: RefSeq, a predicted model, not a curated record
GUAACUAGGACAGGCUCCCAGCCAGGAUCUGUGUCCUGGAGUUUGAAGGUCUGGAGAAGCUGUACCUGGAUCCAAGGGUUGGUCCAAGCCCUGAGUGGGUGGAGUGUCCGUGGAAAACAUUAUAAGGAAGCAUUAGGGAGCUGAGCAAACAGUGUGAGCUGGAGCAGAGGGAGAAGCAACAUGGGAGAGCUUUGUGUCCGCUCUGUGCUGGUGACUGGGGCCAACAGGGGCCUCGGCCUGGGGCUCGUCCAGCAUCUGCUGGGGUUGCCAAAACCUCCACAGUGGUUGUUUGCAACCUGUCGGGACCCCAAGGGGCAGCGAGCACAGGAGUUACAGAAUUUGGCCUCCAAACAUCACAACCUGGUCAUCCUCCCUCUUGAAGUUGCCAACCCCACCAGCAUCAAGGCAGCUGCAGCCAAAGUUGGGGAGCACCUGGGGGGCUCCGGGCUGAACCUUCUCAUCAACAAUGCUGGAAUUGUCAAGAUAACCUUGCUUGAAAAUGAGACACUGGAAGACAUGACUGAGAUUUACACCACCAACACAGUUGGGCCUCUGCUGAUGGGCCAGGCAUUCCUCCCCUUGCUGAAGAAGGCAGCCCAGGGGAGCCCGGGCUCAGGGCUGAGCUGCAGCAAGGCAGCCAUCGUCAACAUGUCCAGCUAUGCAGGCUCCAUUGAAGAUGUCUAUGUAUGGGAAUUUGGACAAGUUGUCUCGUACCGCUGCAGCAAGGCUGCUCUGAACAUGCUGACCAAGUGCCAGUCCCUGGCAUACCGGGAGCACGGCAUCCUCUGUGUCACUCUCCACCCUGGCUGGGUGCAAACUGAAAUGGGGGGGAGCUCAGAAUCAUUUAAGCCCCCCCUGACAGUUGAUGCCAGCGUGCAAGGGAUGUUGAAGGUGCUUUCCUCCCUCUCUGAGAAGGAGACCGGGACCUUUCUGGACUGGGAAGGGAAGAUCUUGCCAUGGUGAGAUGCUGGUUCAGGAUUCUCACUGUGGGGACCUUUGCUGCCACACAGUGUUGUGCCUGUGCCUUAAUAAAUUAGUGUCUGUAAACAAUAA